Solea solea (common sole) is the source of this 3187-nucleotide messenger RNA. It is a transcript of the gene prickle1a, whose product is annotated as prickle homolog 1a. The coding region runs from base 331 to 2877 and encodes 848 amino acids. The record is from RefSeq and is a predicted model, not a curated record. Gene Ontology annotation, molecular function: zinc ion binding. The transcript is spliced from 8 exons. Lineage: Eukaryota; Metazoa; Chordata; Actinopteri; Pleuronectiformes; Soleidae.
ACCGAUAAUGUCAUUUCACUGUGACCGCCGAGAGGAGCAGCGCAGCGCACCGUGCGCCACUGGGAUCAUGACUGGGAUGUGGUGACAGAGUGUGAAGCCAGAGCAGAGACCAGCCUCCCUCUCCUCUUCAAUGCAGACAGUAUCAGGGUUUCAACUAAUCGCAUCGCACAGCACUGGGUCCAGCUUUGCGGCACAGAAGUGCGCCCUCCCGGGACUUUGCACCUCAUGCCAAUGAGAGGCAGCGCGAUUCGCCUUUCUCACUUCAGGAAUAUUGAUUCUGGAUAUCCGUUUUACUGAGGCUGAUCGCUUUGGAGUAAAAAAGAGUGUCUGAUGAGCCUGGCGAGUGCAGCAGUGUCGGCGGCGAGCUUCCAGGGCGGGACACGCCAGAGAGACUUGAUGAUGGAGCACAAAGUCGGUAAGCUGACCUCUGGCUUUCAACGCAGCUCCACAUCCGAUGAUGACUCAGGCUGCGCACUGGAGGAGUACGCCUGGGUACCACCUGGACUUCGGCCGGAACAGGUACAGUUAUACUUCUCCUGUUUGCCGGAGGAUAAGAUCCCCUAUGUCAACAGUCCAGGGGAGAAGUUCAGAAUCAAGCAGCUCCUCUAUCAACUGCCACCACAUGAUAAUGAGGUGCGUUAUUGCCAUUCCCUCAGUGAGGAGGAGAAGAAGGAGCUAUAUAUGUUCAGCAUCCAGAGGAAGAAGGAAGCUCUGGGCAGGGGCACAAUAAAACUGCUGCCCCACAAUCUCCUGAACAGCAUUUGUGAACAUUGUGGUGAAAACAUGAACCGUGGGGAAAUGGCAGUGUUCACCUCAAGGGCAGGACCCACGCUUUGCUGGCAUCCUGCAUGCUUUGCCUGCUCCACAUGUAGAGAACAGCUCGUGGAUUUGAUCUACUUCUAUCACGAUGGAAAGAUCCACUGUGGAAGGCACCACGCUGAGCUACUCAAACCACGCUGCUCAGCCUGCGAUGAGAUUAUAUUUGCUGAUGAGUGCACAGAGGCAGAGGGGCGCCACUGGCACAUGAAGCACUUUGCCUGUUUUGAGUGUGAGACAAUUCUGGGGGGUCAGCGAUACAUCAUGAGGGAUGGCAGGCCAUACUGCUGUGGCUGCUUUGAGUCACUCUAUGCAGAGUACUGUGAGGCUUGUGGGGACCACAUUGGUGUCGAUCAUGCUCAAAUGACCCAUGAUGGGCUCCACUGGCAUGCAACUGAGGGCUGCUUUAGCUGUGCUUACUGUAAGAGCUCUCUUCUAGGUUGCCCCUUCCUGCCACACCAGGGCCGUAUUUACUGCUCCAAGGCCUGCAGUCUUGGGGAAGAUGUGCACGCCUCAGACUCUUCCGACUCAGCCUUCCAGUCUGCACGCUCACGCGAAUCCCGGCGCAGCGUGCGCAUGGGCAAGAGCAGCCGCUCAGCUGAUCAGUGCAGACAGUCACUCCUCUUUUCACCUUCUGUUAACUAUAAGUUUCCUGGCUUCAGUGAAAGCACCUUGACCAAUAAGCUAGCUCACCUGAACUUGUACGAUGAGCAUUUCUGGAGAGGACGUGGUGAAGAGACUGAGGCGCCUGAGGACCAAGAGGAGGAGUGGGCUGAGCAUGAAGACUACAUGACUCAACUGCUGUUAAAGUUUGGAGAGCAUGGGGUCUUCCAACAUGCCAAUGACUCCAGACCAACAGAUUUCUGGACUGCAGAAAAGGAUGCAAAGUUGAAGCAGGAAUCAACUAAAACCAGUGGUGCCAGUGGAGAGGGAAGGGGGAGCCUUGCCAAUAAGAAAUACCAGGCUGAUAUGUACUGGGCUCAGUCACAGGAUGGGCUUGGAGAUUCAGCCUAUGGUAGUCACCCAGGCCCAGCGAGUAGUAGAAAGAUCCAGGAGUUGGAGCUAGAUAACAGAGCUGGAAGUGGGGUCCAGGGAGAGGAGACACAAUGGUAUAAUGAUUCUAUGGAGUGUAUCACAGACGAGUUCAAGAAAACAGGUCAGAGUGUUCGAGACUCUAUGGACUCACUGGCUCUUUCCAAUAUUACUGGGGCCUCAGUAGAUGGUGAUAGUAAAGAUAGACCUUUGGUAUAUUCUCUGCAAGGCUUCCAUGAGCUGGAGACAGAAGACUGUGACAAAACCAGUAACAUGGGCACCCUCAAUUCCUCCAUGUUACACAGAAGUGCAAAUUCCCUGAAGAGCCUUGUAUCAGAACAAGAUGAGGUGGAAGAAAUUGUUCCAGAAGGUGUGGUUGCUCUGCCAGUGAACAGUCCAAAACCUCACGUCCCUGCUCUGAGGAGGACACGCUCCCAGUCUAGGCCUCAGCAAGUCAAAUUCUCUGAUGACGUGGUGGACAAUGGCCAUUACUGUGAAGUCCCAGUUCGUCAGCCCCCCAUGAGCGAACGGACUCGGCGGAGAGUUUACCACUUUGAGGAACAAGGUCAGGACCCUCAGACUGGUCGCCACCAUCACCACCACAGGAGGCGUCGCAGUCGCAAGUCUCGGUCUGACAAUGCUCUUAACCUCCUGCCAAAGGAGAGAACACAAAUGUGCUACAAAGUGGACCACAGAGGCAAUUCCAAGGGGCAUCAAGCCAUCCAUGGUCAACCCAGUUCUCCUGCUUUGCCAGGCUGUGGGCUACAAGGCCCAGCCAUGGGGAGGUUUUUGGGGCUUUAUGGGGAUGAUGAUGAUGACUGGUGUUCUACAUGCUCUUCUUCUUCCUCUGAUUCUGAGGAGGAGGGCUUUUUCCUUGGUCAGCCCAUCCCUCAGGCCAGGCCCCAUAGACACUACUACACAGAGGACUUGCCCAGCCCUGUAGUAGCCAUGUCCUCUUCACCCUAUGGCCAACGGACUAAGUCCAAAAAGAAGAAAGGGCACAAGGGGAAAAACUGUAUAAUUUCAUAGAUUUUCAUUUCUUUUUUAUGCUCAGCUUUGGGUGAUGUGCUGCCAUACAGCCACCACUGUUAAAAAUCUAACAAGUGCUUGAUAUGAAAUGCUUCACAUUUCACAGUGUGCCAUGGUGGUUGUGUAAGACAUAAGUCCUACAAUUUGUUAUCAUAGGUGCCUGCUUCUGUAGCAUUAGAACCAUUAUAAAAAGGUAUUUCCAAGUCAUGUGUAUUUAUAAAACAUCAUCUGAACCAUGUUUGACAGUGCAGAUAUUUAUGUAUAUAUUGUAGAAUAAACAAAUUAAUAAAAUGGCUAUUUUUUAUUUUUA